Molecule: messenger RNA, 3916 nt
Organism: Elephantulus edwardii (Cape elephant shrew)
Lineage: Eukaryota; Metazoa; Chordata; Mammalia; Macroscelidea; Macroscelididae
Gene: AUTS2
Product: autism susceptibility candidate 2
Exons: 20
Coding region: 1-3915 (1304 amino acids)
Source: RefSeq, a predicted model, not a curated record
AUGCGUCCGUCGCCGGGGGGUCUGGCCCGGGUCCCCUCGCUCCCGAGCGGCGGCCUCGGCGGGCUGCCUCCGUCGCCCGAGACCGGUGCGUUCAGCCAUUACUUUGCUGGGCGCCGCUCGCCGGAUCUCGGCUCGCGGCCGCGGGGAGCACCACGCUCGGGGAGCACCACGCUCGGGGAGCACCGCGCUCGGGCGCUCCGCCGCUCGCCCCGCUCCCGGCCCUCCUCCCUCUCUCUCCGCCCCUUCCCCCUCUUCUUUCUGCUCUUUCUUCCCCGCGCCCGGGUCCUCGGCCGCCGUCUCCCCCGCGUCCUCGCCGGCCCGGGGGCCGCCGCGCCGGGGCCGGAGGAGGGCUCGCUCGCCUCGUCGUCGGGCUCCGACAAGGAAGACAAUGGGAAGCCCCCGUCCUCCGCCCCGUCCCGGCCCAGACCCCCGCGGAGGAAGCGGCGAGAGUCCAGCUCGGCCGAAGAGGACAUCAUUGAUGGAUUUGCCAUGACCAGCUUUGUCACUUUUGAAGCGCUGGAGAAAGAUGUAGCCCUUAAGCCUCAGGAACGUGUGGAGAAGCGCCAGACUCCUCUGACCAAGAAUAAACGAGAAGCACUUACCAAUGGCUUGUCCUUUCACUCCAAGAAGAGCAGACUCAGCCACCCGCACCACUACAGCUCCGACCGAGAGAAUGACCGUAACCUCUGCCAGCACCUCGGGAAAAGGAAGAAGAUGCCCAAGGGACUCCGACAGCUCAAGCCGGGACAGAACAGCUGCAGGGACAGUGACAGUGAAAGCGCCAGUGGAGAAUCCAAGGGCUUCCACCGGAGCAGCUCUCGGGAGAGGCUCAGCGAUAGUUCAGCUCCUUCCAGCUUGGGAACAGGCUACUUCUGUGACAGCGACAGCGACCAGGAAGAGAAGGCAUCUGAUGCCAACUCUGAAAAACUCUUCAACACUGUUGUAAACAAAGAUCCGGAGUUGGGCGUGGGCACGCUCCCCGAACAUGACAGCCAGGAUGCCGGGCCCAUUGUCCCCAAGAUCUCGGGUCUAGAGCGUAGCCAGGAGAGGAGCCAGGACUGUGGCAAAGAGGCCCUCUUGGAGCCUGUGGUGCUGAAAGACCCGUGUCCUCAGGUCCCCCCGCCACCGCCCCCGGCGCCUGCAGAGCCCCAGCCACGAGCUCCUUCUCCGGGCCCCGAGCUGGUGCGGCGCCCCGAGCUCCCUGCCCAGCCUCCGCCUCCAAGCACACAGCCGCCACCGGCGCCCCCCGAGGCCCAGCUGCAGCCUGCCCCCCAGCCACAGGCCCAGAGGCCACCGCGGCCACAGUCCCCCGGCCAGCUGCUCCACCAGGGCCUGCCACCCGCGCAGGCCCACCCAUCGGCGCAGGGCCUCGGCCAGCCGCUGUCCGCCUACAACAGCAGCGUGAGCCUCAACAGUCUCAGCAGCAGCAGAAGCAGCACCCCAGCAAAGACUCAGCCCGCCCCUCCUCACAUCUCCCACCACCCCUCUGCCUCCCCGUUCCCCCUCUCACUGCCUAACCACAGUCCCCUGCAUAGCUUCACACCCACCCUCCAGCCCCCCGCACACCCACAUCACCCCAAUAUGUUUGCCCCUCCCACGGCUCUGCCGCCCCCACCACCUCUAACAUCGGGAAGUCUGCAGGUCCCUGGACACCCGGCCGGGAGCACCUACUCAGAGCAAGACAUCUUGCGCCAAGAGUUGAACACACGCUUCUUGGCCUCCCAGAGUGCUGACCGCGGGGCCUCGCUGGGCCCCCCGCCCUACCUGCGGACGGAGUUUCACCAGCACCAACACCAACACCAGCACACGCACCAGCACACGCACCAGCACACCUUCACGCCAUUCCCGCACGCCAUCCCGCCUACCGCCAUCAUGCCCACGCCAGCACCUCCCAUGUUUGACAAAUACCCUACAAAAGUUGACCCCUUCUACCGGCACAGUCUCUUCCAUUCCUACCCUCCUGCAGUCUCGGGCAUCCCCCCCAUGAUUCCGCCCACUGGCCCCUUCGGUUCCCUCCAAGGAGCAUUCCAGCCGAAGUUGACAGAUCCUUUCAGACCUAUGUUAAGGAAACCAGGGAAAUGGUGUGCCAUGCAUGUUCACAUCGCCUGGCAAAUCUACCACCACCAGCAGAAGGUCAAGAAACAGAUGCAGUCAGACCCACACAAGCUGGACUUCGGACUGAAGCCCGAGUUCCUGAGCCGCCCCCCAGGUCCCAGCCUCUUUGGAGCCAUCCACCACCCCCACGACCUGGCACGGCCUUCGACUUUGUUUUCUGCUGCUGGUGCUGCACACCCAACCGGGACCCCGUUUGGGCCACCUCCUCAUCACAGCAACUUCCUUAACCCCGCUGCCCACCUCGAGCCUUUUAACCGGCCCUCAACGUUCACGGGCCUGGCAGCCGUUGGUGGCAAUGCCUUCGGGGGACUUGGAAAUCCUUCAGUUACACCCAACUCAAUGUUCGGCCACAAGGAUGGCCCCAGUGUGCAGAACCUUAGCAGCCCUCACGAGCCCUGGAACCGGCUGCACCGAACGCCUCCGUCGUUCCCGACCCCUCCGCCCUGGCUGAAACCAGGCGAGCUGGAGCGCAGCGCGUCCGCUGCAGCUCAUGACAGAGAUAGAGAUGUAGAUAAACGAGACUCCUCCGUUAGUAAAGAUGACAAAGAAAGGGACAGCGUUGAGAAGAGACACUCCAGCCAUCCGUCGCCAGCACCUCUCCUCCCGGUGAACGCCCUGGGACACAGCCGCAGCUCUGCCGACCAGAUCCGGGCUCAUCUGAACACAGAGGCUCGCGAGAAAGACAAGCCCAAAGAGAGGGAGCGUGACCACACGGAGCCCCGCAAGGACCUGGCGGCCGACGAGCACAAGGCGAAGGACGGCCACCUGCCGGAGAAGGACGGGCACGGCCACGAGGGGCGCGCCGGGGCCGAGGAGGCCAAGCAGCUGGCCCGCGGGCCGUCCCCCUACACUCGGACCCCGACAGUGGAGGGCGCCCGGCCCAACAGCACCUCGAGCCGCGAGGCCGAGCCGCGCAAGAGCGAGGGGGCCUAUGAGAACCCCAAGAAGAGUGCCGAGGUCAAGGUGAAGGAGGAGCGUAAGGAGGACCACGACCUGGCCCCCGAGGCCCCGCAAGCCCAUCGGGCCUCUGAGCCACCGCCACCCAGCUCCUCAGCCAGCGUCAACCCGGGGCCCCUGGCCUCCAUGCCCAUGACCGUGGGGGUGGCCGGCCUGCACCCCAUGAACAGCCUCAGCAGCCUGGACAGGACUCGCAUGAUGACACCUUUCAUGGGCGUCAGCCCCAUCCCGGGCGGAGAACGCUUCCCCUACCCCUCCUUCCACUGGGACCCCAUCCGGGACCCGCUGAGGGACCCCUACCGGGAACUGGACAUCCACAGGAGGGACCCCCUGGGCAGAGACUUCCUGCUGCGGAGUGACCCCCUCCACCGCCUGUCAACACCCCGCCUGUACGAGGCCGAGCGCUCAUUCCGGGACCGGGAGCCCCACGACUACAAUCACCACCACCACCACCACCCCCACCCGCUGGCCGUGGACCCCCGGCGCGAGCACGAGCGUGGUGCCCACCUGGAUGAGCGUGAACGCCUUCAUGUGCUGCGUGACGACUAUGAGCACCCCCGGCUGCACCCUGUGCACCCUGCCUCGCUCGACGGACACCUGCCGCACCCCGGCCUUAUCGCCCCCGGCCUGCCCAGCAUGCACUACCCCCGGAUCAGCCCCACGGCGGGCCACCAGAACGGACUGCUCAACAAGACGCCCCCCACGGCCGCACUCAGCGCGCCGCCCCCACUCAUCUCCACACUGGGGGGCCGCCCCGUCUCCCCGCGAAGGACCACCCCUCUGUCCGCAGAGAUGAGGGAGCGGCCACCGUCCCACACCCUCAAGGACAUCGAGGCUCGAUGAG